GAUGAGGACUGGGGGCUCACCCGCCCUUGAGCGCGGGCUGGCGGCGCGUGCGGCUUGGGACGUGUGAGCGCUGGGGAGGGUUGCGCCGUCACUCCCGCUCCGGUUACCGUGGUGUCCGGGCAGUUAUUCCCUAGAAGGGAAGAAGAGGAGAUGGAGUUGGGGGCCUCUUCAUCCUCCACCUCAUCAUUACCAAAAGCAGAAGAAGAUCACUCCUAUGCUAGGCCAUGAAAACUGUCUUCCUCUUCCCAUCUGUCACUGGUGGUGAGAGUAAUCUGGAAUUAACAUCACAAUGGAUAAGACAUACUUGGCUCUUCCUGUCCAUAGAAGGAGGAAUUGCUAGUUGGGAUAUGACAUCCCCUAAGAGGUUUCCUGCUGUCCUCUGAGGCCCAGGAGUAAGGGCAUCUGUUACUAAUAAACUCAGCAGAAUAAAAAUGUCUUUGACAGUGAGGUCUAACAGCAACAUACUUUGAUGACAUCUCCAGGGCAUUAUCAGAAGAGAAAUGUUCACAGAAACUUUUCCUGUGUAGUGGAUGAAUAAGAGGAUGAAGGAAUACUACAAAGAGCAGCAAUAUAGUUGACAGAGUCCCCUUUCCCUUGGAUAACUUCACUGUAAGCAGAACUGUGGUACCAUUGCAAAAGUGAAGUGUGCUGAAGUAGGUUGGGACACUUGCACAAACUCACUAUAAAGGAAAUUCCAAGACAAAAAUAUAUUGAAAUGGAGCAAGAAGCUGGCUCCCAAAAGUUGUGACCCAGGAUUUUGUAAGCCUCUUGAAGUUCUGCUGCACACAUCUAUCUUGUAGCUGCUUCUGGUGAAUAUGUCUAUGAAAUACUUAAAAUGGAGUUUUUUGGCACUCUCGAUGCUUUCUGUCAUAAUAACGACAUGGUACAUGACACUUCCUUCGCAUACUGUGUUAGAGCAUACAAACUGGAUGUAUUUCUAUGAAUAUGAGCCAGUUUACAAGCAGAACUUCCUCUUCACACUGCGGGAACGUUUGAAAUGCAAAGAUACAAAUCCGUUUCUGGUCAUCUUGGUGUCUUCACAACCUAUGAAUAUAGAGGCAAGGCAGGCCAUUAGAGUAACAUGGGGUUCUAAAAAAUCCUGGGGGGACAGUCAGGUUCUAAUACUGUUCUUACUAGGACAAGGAGCUGAAAGAGAAGACAGCUUAGCAUUAUCGAUAGAAGAUGAAAGCAUUCUGUAUGGCGACAUAAUUCGCCAAGAUUUUAUGGAUACUUACGACAAUCUUACCUUGAAAACAAUCAUGGCAUUUAGAUGGGUGUCUGAGUUUUGUUCAAAUACUAAAUACGUUAUGAAGACUGAUUCUGAUGUUUUCAUCAACGCUGGCAACUUAUUAAUGUUUCUUCAAAAUGUCAAUUCUUCAGACAGUUUUUUUACUGGUUACCCUCUAAUUGAUAACUUUUCCUACAGAGGGUUUUACAAAAAAACAUAUAUUUCUUAUGACGAAUAUCCAUUUAAGGUGUAUCCUCCCUACUGUAGUGGAAUGGGGUAUAUACUUGAUGGAAAACUGGCUCUGAAGAUUUAUGAAAUGAUGAGUCAUAUCAAACCUAUUAAAUUUGAAGAUGUUUAUGUUGGCAUUUGCUUAAAUAUACUAAACGUGAACAUCCAUAUUCCAGAAGAUACACAACUUUUCUUUUUAUACAAAAUUAACUUUAACAUUUGUAAAUAUAGACACUUGAUUGUGGUACAUGGUGUGUCUUCAAGUGAAAUGAUCAGAUUUUGGCAGGAUUUAUUGACAGACACUUCACUCACUUGCCACUGAUCCCAAUUAAUAUAGGUCUGUCAGAAGCUGACUGCUUUGUCCUGGCCUCUUGGUUUGAAUUGCACUGUAGAAAGUGUCUAAACUGAGUUUUGUAGAACAAGGAAACGGAAAUGGGGUUUUAGAAAGGAUCACUCAGGCUUAUGGGACCACCCUGAUUACGAGAUACCAUUAAAACAGCAGAAUAUCUCUAUAGAGGGUUUUCAAUAUGGUGGUUUUCAUUUGAGAAUGAGACUUUGUUGCACCUUUUUUAUUCCAGAAUUAUUUAGAUUAUAUAGUAACAGUAUUCUGCUCACUCUACCCCUCUGCUUCAUUUCUGAACAGUCUGCUGCAAGUAUGGGGUCAUCCUGCCACUUCCCCAGGAAUCUGUUGUCCUGGGAUUUAUGGAACUACAGCAGCAGCAUCCCUUUUUUCCUCAAAGAACUCUCCCACAAACCUAGACCCUGGGGCAAACUCCUAUCUGUUUUCCUUCAUAUGGAUACCCAGCCCACUCUAGGGAAUGUCUCAUCCUGUGUCCCCAUCAACACAUGAACUCCUCCUCUGCACUUCAUGAUGCUCAAAGUUGCUUGCUUAGUCAACACAUGAUUCCUUUAGAAAUAUUGUGCCAAGGUUUUCAAAAUUAGGAGCUUAAAAUUAAACAGCCAUGUUUUCACUGAAGUCAGCAGAAUUUCUAGGUACUCAGCAUUUCAGAAAAUCUGGCUGCUUUUUUUAGGUGCCUAUAUAUGUAUUUUAUAGAAUUGCUUUAAUAGCUUCAGAUAGCUGCAUUAUUUUAUGUAGUGGUAAUUGUGUUCUGAGUAUAUUAAAGUAGAGGGCCAAUCUACUUAGUUCAAAUAAACUUACUUUCAAGUUGCUCUGCAAUAUAGGAUAGCAAAAUUUAUGCACUAAUAGGCCCAUCUCCACACCUAUCAGAAUCCAGGCAGGGAGACUAAGCAAUGAGAUUUGCUGUGAAACUUGCCAGUUUAAAUGGCUUUCAAAUGCUGAGAUCAGCUUCCAUUUGCAAAAUGAACUCUUUGCUUCAGAGUUUAAAAUAAAAAUUUGGAAAUAUUGUUUCUAGACUUUUCUCUAACAGGAAUUUUAACAAAAGAAAACAAAUGCAAUUUCGUAUGUAAAGACCAGUAUUUUAUUGUCUUAGUCAUAUCAGCAAGGCCAUGUUUCCAGUAGUUUACACUUCUGGUAGACAAUACAGAAUCUGCAAUUGCAUUAUCACAGUUGUUAUUCUUGAUACAUCUAAAAUCUAUCACAUACCAAAGAUACAACAGUUACAUCCUGUACAUCUAGCACUGCCACUUUACUUCUAGUUAUACUGUAGCUAAUGUUAUGAUAUUUACAUUUAAUUUGACUUUUAAAUAGUCUCUUAGAGACAAAUGUAGAAUAGGUAUAAAAAAACUCCACCACUAAUACCAAGAAUGAGGUUUCAUCAAUAUUUUUUAUGUGCACUAUGAUCAAUGUUGAAUUUUGAUAACUUUGUAAUAAUAACAGCUUAUUAUUUUAAACCUACUAUGACUUGAACAUUUGUUUAUUUUAAUAGUGAGUGUUUGCCCCAUGAACACUGAUAUUCAGUAUAGCCGGACAGUGGUUAAUAUUGCUUUAAAAAAAAAUACUUUAGGUUGAAUCACAAAAAGACUUUGCAGUCUUCACAAAGCUCAUGUAAGGCAGACGGCUCCAGCUGAGAAAAUAAGUAUGACAUUAAGAGAAAAGUAACUAACUUUCUCCAAGCAAGGUAUUUUUGUGCCUGACAAGGUUCUAUGGCCCAGAGUGAGAAACACUGAUCAGCGAUGGCAGGGCUUUUGCCUUCAGAAAUGUAGAUUUAUACACAGUUUAUUCAACCUGAAAUUGUAACUUAAAGUGACAAAACUGAUCUUUUAUUUUGAAACAACCUCUUAGUAACAGACAUUUUUCUUGCUUCGCCCAUUUCCAAACAGAUUUGAAUUUAUUACUAGAAGCAUAAAAAUAUGUAUUGCUGCUUGCCAUGCUACUUCAACAGAAAUGUUGACUAUUUUAAAAAAACAAACCUGAUUGUAAGAGGGGAAUUUAAAAUAAUCUUGUGAAUUUACACCAUCAGUCAAUUUUAAUGUAGACUACAAUUUGGGCCCAGACUAUUAUGUCCCCUUAACAUGUUCUGAUAAAAAUGAAGUGUAAACUUCAGCCUAAGAUUUCUUUAUGAUCCUGUUUAUGAACUUAUUGGCCUUGCAAAUGAUGCAGAUGAAGCAGGUCAAACAUCCUUCAGGACCAUACAUAUUCUCACAGAGAGAAGUGGUAUGCACAAAAAUGCCUCAAACAGUGUUUGGUAUUUAGAGUUUUAUUCUAGUUAUUGAAAAUAGCAUUCACAAUGUAAAAUUACCACUGUAUCUAUCACCUGUAUAGUCUUCCAGUAGUGUUUGCAUAUUUAACUGUUUAGACAUUUUUACUGAGAUUCAUUGAUUGCGUACCUUCAAAUACAAAUAGUAAAUACUUAACCUGACUAGGUGCAUUGCAGGAUUAACCAUUUUAAUGAAGACCACAGACUACAUAUAUUGUUUGCCUGUACCCUAUUUUGGCAUUGUUUUAUGUCUGCCAUUUGUACAGUACUAAAAGAAGAAAAUGUACAGCAGUAUUUACAGCAAAUGGUGUUAAAUCACCUGUUUCAUUUAUCUUGGUAUAAUUAGUUUUUAAAAGUUUGAGUAAUUUAAACUGAAUUUAAUUAUGCUUGAAGUCUGUAUUCACAGUGUACAUAAUGUACCACACAAACUUUGAACUAGAAACUGAUUGAGGGUAAAUUAUAUAGGAUGUGAACAUCGAAUUCCUAAUCUUCUGUCUAUAUCAGACAUGUUACUAUAUGUUACUUAAAUUAUAAAACCCAGAAGCUGCAAACGUGGGACUCAUGCUGCACUCCUUAGACAAAAUUUCCACUGACAUCAAGGGGAUUGGGGUUGAGUGAUGUUUUGGACCCUUAUAGGAAAACUGUAGCUCUUCCUGUUCUUGAAAUAGAAUAUAUGAUUUGGGAGGGAUUUGAAAUGCGUUCCUCUGAAUGCUGCUUGUUAAAGUGAUCUACUUGAUGCUAUAUACACACAUGCUACAUUUCAAAGAUUGAAAAAUCAUGUUUGUAUACUAGUAGUAAUGUGUGAUGGAAGGGAAACAAACACUUUCCACAGGGCAAGGAUAUAUGGCUUUUGUCUUAUUUCCAUGUGUAGUGGGGUCCAUGUUUUCUAAAAUAUUAAAACUGUAACUUGGUUUAUAAAUAUAUAUGUUGGGCCUCUGAUAAUCAUAAAGGGAUUAUAUAAUCCCUUUAUGAUUAUCAAACAGGCCCCAUGUGGUUUUAGAUUGUUUUUCUGUAGAUGCCUGCUAAGAAGGUAUCUUUCUAAUCUCUGAGAGAAUAUAACCUGUGCUGUAUUAUGGUUGUCUCACCUUCAAUUAUAGGGCUUUAUUUUGCAUCCUUAAAACAAGCAAAUGCUGCAGUGUAUUGAAAAUAUCAAGUAGAAUAAAUUAAAGCCAAUUGAG
Mauremys reevesii (Reeves's turtle) is the source of this 5252-nucleotide messenger RNA. It is a transcript of the gene B3GALNT1, whose product is annotated as beta-1,3-N-acetylgalactosaminyltransferase 1 (globoside blood group). Bases 816 to 1778 code for a protein of 320 amino acids. Lineage: Eukaryota; Metazoa; Chordata; Testudines; Geoemydidae. The transcript has 6 exons. Gene Ontology annotation, cellular component: membrane. The record is from RefSeq and is a predicted model, not a curated record. Gene Ontology annotation, molecular function: N-acetyl-beta-D-glucosaminide beta-(1,3)-galactosyltransferase activity.